UUCGAGACACGAAGUUUAGGUAAUCGUCGCGUGUUUACAAAAUUUCCAAAAUUUCUAGCUGUGUUCGGCACGCGCGAAUUAAAGCACGUGAAAUUUUUGUGUUUAUUCGCGGAAAAUUGUUAAAAAAAUGCCCGAAGCGAUGGAAAAUCUAUCGCAAAAGCCUAGAAUCUACUUGGAUGAGUACAAGCUGAAGCAGGAUGCCAACGAUUACGGUUUGUCGGACGAAUUGUGGGAUUUUGAGCGAUUUAAGAAGCAGCUGCAAAUCGUAAUCGUUCGGUACGAGGAAAACGAGCUGGAGUUUGACAUGAUCGGCGUGAACCCGGCAAUCGCCAACGCCUUCCGGAGGUUGAUGCUCAGCGAAGUGCCUAGCAUGGCAAUAGAAAAGGUGCAUAUUUACAACAAUACUUCGAUAAUCCAGGACGAAGUUCUGGCUCACCGACUGGGUCUGAUUCCGCUGAAGGCCGAUCCGAGGCUUUUCGAGUAUAAAACGAAUGAAAACGAUCCGCCCAAUGCAUUGGAUACGUUGGAGUUUGAGCUAAAAGUGAAGUGCACUAAGAAGAACAAGGAUUCCACCGAGAUCACAAACAACGACAACAUGUACAAGAAUCACAGCAUCUACUCCGGGCAGAUCAAGUGGAUUCCGGUGGGAAAUCAGGCCUCUAUCUACAAGGAAGCCGACGUCGGACCUAUCGAUGAUGAUAUCCUGAUUAGUAAAAUGAGGCCAGGGCACGAAUUCGAUAUCAAAUUGUUUGCCAUGAAGGGAAUCGGUAAAGAUCAUGCCAAGUUCUCUCCGGUGGCAACUGCUUCAUACCGUCUGCUGCCGGAAAUCCGUCUGAAUCGACCGGUCGUGGGAAGGGAUGCUCUCCUGCUGCAGAAGUGCUUCUCUCCGGGCGUCAUCGAAAUCGACAAGGAUGACCAGGCUUACGUGAAGGACGCACGGUAUGACAGCUGCAGUCGGAACGUGUACCGCUACCCGCAGAUUGCUGAUGCGGUAACGCUGAGCCGGGUGAGGAACCACUUCAUCUACAACGUGGAGUCUUUGGGGGCGCUCAAACCGGAUAUCAUUUUCGUGGAGGCAGCCAAAGUGUUGAAGAAGAAAUGCAAGAUGUUCCUGGACGAGAUUAAAGGUAACUAACUUUGACUA
Molecule: messenger RNA, 1144 nt
Organism: Aedes albopictus (Asian tiger mosquito)
Lineage: Eukaryota; Metazoa; Arthropoda; Insecta; Diptera; Culicidae
Product: DNA-directed RNA polymerases I and III subunit RPAC1
Exons: 1
Coding region: 128-1135 (335 amino acids)
Biological process (GO): DNA-templated transcription
Cellular component (GO): RNA polymerase III complex; RNA polymerase I complex
Molecular function (GO): protein dimerization activity; DNA binding
Source: RefSeq, a predicted model, not a curated record